Arachis stenosperma is the source of this 2586-nucleotide messenger RNA. RefSeq names its product linoleate 9S-lipoxygenase-like. Gene Ontology annotation, biological process: lipid oxidation. Gene Ontology annotation, molecular function: metal ion binding; oxidoreductase activity, acting on single donors with incorporation of molecular oxygen, incorporation of two atoms of oxygen; protein binding. Lineage: Eukaryota; Viridiplantae; Streptophyta; Magnoliopsida; Fabales; Fabaceae. The coding region runs from base 1 to 2586 and encodes 861 amino acids. The transcript is spliced from 10 exons. The record is from RefSeq and is a predicted model, not a curated record.
AUGGAAGGCCUAAAAAGGGUUUCUAGCAUGAGGAGGUGCUCCAAUGUUGUUAAAACCAAAAUUGUCAACAACUUGAAUCCAAUUUGCCAUGCUGGUCAACAAUUGACACUCAAGGGCAAGUUCUUCAUUACUCUCACUCAGGAUCAAAGAAAAUCAAUACCUGGAAAAUUCAUUUCUGUUCAGAUUUACAGUGGCACAGAAGUAGAUCCAAUAACAGGGAAAGGGAAGCUAAGUGAGAAGGCAGUUCUGAAACAUGAUGGGACAAAAAAACAUGACAAUGGGGAUGCAAAAACCAUGAUAUAUAAAAUUAGAAUAAAUGUUUAUUCACAUUUUGGAACACCAAGAGCUUUUUUGAUACAGAACCGAUACAAGAAGAGAUUCUUCCUUCAAUCUGCAUCAAUUGAAACUUGCAACAAUCAUAUCAUUCACUUUGAUUGCAAUUCUUGGGUGUAUCCAAUCAAGAAGACCAAAUCCGAUAGACUCUUCUUCUCAAAUGCUUGCUAUAUUCCAAGUGAAACGCCAAGGGCACUAAUGGAAUUAAGAAAGGAAGAGCUUGAAAGAUUGAGGGGCGAGAGUGAUGUAAAUAGUGAAAGUGAAGAAAGGAAGGAAUGGGGAAGAAUAUAUGAAUAUGAUUGCUAUAAUGACCUUAGUGACCCUGAGAAAGGUGCUGAAUAUCUUAGACCUAUAUUGGGUGCUUCUUGGUUAUAUCCAUAUCCUCGUAGACUAAGAACAGCUCGCAAGCCUAGUGCCUCAGGUCCAGCAAAUGAGAGCCGGCCAAGGAAUUUUGAGAUAUAUGUUCCUUCAGAUGAGAGAUUUAGUCCAAAUAAAAUGAAGGAACUGAAAUCAAAUUCUAUACAUGCUCUUGCACAUUUCUUGUCACCCAAGGCAGCAGAACCAUUACUUCAUCAACAAUGCUCCAAAAGCUUUGAAUCAUUUGAAGAUAUUCUUGACUUGUUCUCUGCCUCUAGGAACCAAAGAAUUGAAGGGUGGGUCAGAGAUAACUUAAACAAAAUGUUACCAAUUCAGAACUUAGAGGAAAUUAUUCGUCUAAUCAAGAAUAAACCAUUACAACUUCCUAUACCUGAAAUAUUAUCUGAAAAUGCAUGGGUUUGGAAAGAUGACAUUGAGUUUGGAAGACAAAUGCUGGCUGGAACCCACCCUAUCAAAAUCCAAUGUUUGAAGACACUCCCAACUCAGAGUUCAAUAAAACCAUCAUUCAUAGAACAGAGGCUUGAAGGAUGGACAAUUGCUCAGGCACUGAAGCAUGGAAGAUUAUUCAUGCUUGAUCACCAUGACUACCUGUAUCCAUUUCUGAACAGAAUAAACAUAAAUGGGGUAUGUGCCUAUGCAUCAAGGACAUUCCUAUUCUUAAGGAGUGAUGGGAUGCUUAAGCCUAUGGCUAUAGAACUUAGCUUGCCAGGCUCAUCUAUAAGCAAGGGAAUCAGCAGAGUGUUUUUCCCAGCCAAACAGGGAAUAGAAGCAGCUCUUUGGCAGCUUGCUAAGGCUCAUGUUCAAGCUAACGACACAGUUUAUCAUCAACUUAUUAGCCAUUGGUUACACACCCAUGCAGUUGUUGAACCAUUUAUCAUUGCCACCAAAAGAAGGCUAAGUGUGAUGCACCCAAUUCAUAGGUUAUUGAAUCCUCAUUUCAAAGACACAAUGCAUAUAAAUGCCUUAGCAAGAAUUAUCCUUAUAAAUUCAGGAGGAGUUCUUGAGAGAACACUAUCAUCUGGUGAAAUCUCCAUGCAAUUAUCUUCUGAGCUCUAUAAAGAGUGGAGAUUUGAUGAACAAGGACUUCCUGCUGAUCUAAUCAAAAGGGGAAUGGCUAUAAAAGAUGAAAACAACCCAAGUGGGGUUCAACUUCUCUUGCAAGAUUAUCCCUAUGCAACAGAUGGGCUUGAAAUUUGGGUAGCCAUAAAGAAAUGGGUGAAGGAUUUGUGUUCAUUCUACUACAAAGAUGAUGAGUCAAUUAGGUCAGAUGUUGAACUUCAAUCUUGGUGGUCAGAGAUCCGAACCAUUGGACAUGGUGACAAGCACAAUGAGACAUGGUGGUACCAAAUUGACACAACCUCAAGUCUUGUUGAGUCACUAACAACCCUAAUUUGGGUAGCUUCUGCCCAGCAUGCUGCCAUAAACUUUGGACAAUAUGCAUACAAUGGAUACCCUCCAAAUAGGCCUACAUUGUGUAAGAAAUUUGUCCCAAUGGAAGGUACAAUCCAGUUUGGUGAGUUUCUGAAGGACCCAGACAAAUACUUCCUAAAGAUGUUGCCAAAUAGGUUUGAGAUGAGCCUUGUUGUAGCAUUGUUUGAUGUGCUCUCAAGGCACACCUCUGAUGAGGUCUACUUGGGCUGCCAGCUGUCACCUGGUUGGAUAGACAGUGAAUCUAUUCAAAAUAGGUUUGCAGAGUUUAAGGAAGAAUUGAAAGAGAUUCAGGCAAGGAUCUUGGAAAGAAAUAGAGAUCCUAAGCUUAAGAACAGGCGUGGACCAGCAAAGAUUGAUUACACUCUCUUAUAUCCUGACACCUCUAGUUCUUGGUCUAGAACAGGACUCACUUGCAGAGGGAUUCCUAAUAGCAUUUCAAUUUAA